AGAUAAGUGGAGUAACAUAGAGAAGGAUAGAAAAUACCGUGUGAGACGUUGGAACGUUGCGAAGUAUAAGGCAACGUGGCGAGCGCGACUGCACUGGCAAGAGGCGAACGUACGGACCGUCGGACGGACGGAGCACGCCGGGUAUACGCGAGCGAGCGAGCGAGAGGUGAAGUCUAAGUGAGGGAAGUGAGUGCGGAGUAUAGUCGAAAGCGAAGAUCGGAGGAAGAGGAGAACCGGAGGAGAGAGAGACCCAUUCAUCUUGACGCGCCUAGCAUGCCUGUGAUUGGUCCACCUUGAGUAAGGCCACGCCACGAUUGGACGGUUCUGUUUACCAGCUGGUUCCCCAGCGCGCUCCUGCCUCGUAGAGGAGAGGGGUGAACAGAACGGAGAGACAAGCGGCGCCAUUAUUGUAAGGGGUUACAUUUAGCUGGCCGUGGGUUGUAGUACGCGGCGUUCGGGAUAGGGGGCUAUAGUACCUUCAUGCAUGGCCCAUAAAGGAUUCGUCGACUAUCCGAGAAGUACGCAAGAAACGGCUUCUAACACCUGACAGGGGCCACGCUCUUCUCGUCUCUCUCCUCGUGCCGUCGCCGGCUACGCCGUCGCCUAAUUUUGCAAGCUGGGACCCACGACCGGACCGACCGGGGUGGGCCUGAUUGAAGAAGGACCUACCGAAUUACUUUAUCGUCGAUUCUCAUUCUGAUACACGGAUGGAUUUGUAAUCGGAAGAUGCGAUUACGUUGAAGCGCGCGGAACCAAUGCUCCGAAUGCGAAGAAUCGCGAUUGGUGGCUCCUAACUCCGAGAUCGAGAGGAGGGACAUGUCAUUUACCGUCGCGGACAGUCGAUGAUUCGUGGUCAGUCGUCCCCAGUGACCGCAUCCCGCCGCGUUUCGGUAUUGUUGUUGUGAUAAUGUGCUGAGUUGCGUAAGUGGCAGUAAAAGUGGACGUUGAUUGCUGAUAGGGAAGAAGAUAGAUAGUGGACGCGGGAAGCGAUAAAGCAAAUAGAAAAGAUUUUCUGCCGAGUAGAGAGAAAGUGUUACGCGUUCUUCCACAACGACGACGAUAUUUACGGCUUGAAUCGAGAAAACAGUGCGAUCACGAUCCGUGCGAAGACGGAUUAUGGCGGUGAGGCAGCAGCCGGUGGACGUGCCGUCACGGUGUCGGUGUUGAGACACUCGUCCCGGUCAUCCGGCCCGGGCGUGUCUUCGGCAUCAGCUCCGCAUCGGCACCGACACGAGGCGAUAUGAGUACGAAAUUCAUAAUUGAUAGUAUGCUACCUGCUAAGUACCAGCAAUUCCACCCGCAACAAUUAUUCUCAAGCGCAAAUCCAGGUACAAUUCAGUGCACAACGAGUCCGGCUACCGCGAGCCUAGAAUCGAGUUUAUCCGCGGCUGCAGUAGCGGCCGCGGCGGUCAAUUACGCGCAGCAGCACAAUUCACCGAGCCCGACGGGUUCGAGUCCACAGCACUCAGGAAGCUCCGCUUCGACCUCACCGGCGGCGCGUACCACGUCCAGUAUGUAUCCCUACGUAUCCGCCGCAGCGGCGCAUCAUCAUCAUCAGCAACAGCAGGCGGUUGCGGCCGCCGCGUUCGGCGCCACGUCUAGCAUGGUGCCCGGUUUCGGAUCCUCAGCGGCAUCCAGCGCUGCCCUAGCUGCAGCCGCCGCUGUGGAUGCCGCGACUGCCGGCGACAAAUCCUGCCGUUACACAGCUAGUCUCACCGGUAAUGUCGCACCUACAUCGGCCGAUCCUAUGGUUAACUAUACUCUCGGUCAUCAUCAUCAGAACGGUGCUACGCCCGGUAGCCUCGUUUCGUCCGCGUCUGCUUCUUCGGCCGUGUCGGCCGCAUCGGCCUCCAUGGCAGCGGCGGCACAAUUCUACCACCAAGCGGCUGCAGCAUCGGCCGUUGUCGAUCCCUUGACAUCCUGCCAGCAACCUACCACCGGUCAACCCGGAAUCUCGGACAUACCUCGCUAUCCAUGGAUGUCGAUUACAGAUUGGAUGAGUCCAUUUGACAGAGUAGUGUGCGGUCCGAACGGUUGUCCAAGGCGCAGAGGCCGACAGACGUACACGCGGUUCCAAACAUUGGAAUUAGAAAAAGAGUUUCACUUUAACCAUUACCUGACGCGACGACGACGAAUAGAGAUCGCGCACGCGCUCUGUCUGACGGAACGACAGAUCAAGAUUUGGUUUCAAAAUCGACGAAUGAAGCUGAAAAAGGAGUUGAGGGCGGUGAAAGAGAUCAACGAGCAAGCCAGACGCGAGCGUGAGGAGCAAGACAUGAUGAAGAAACAGCAGGCGGAGAAACAGGCCAAGUUGCAGCAGGAGCAGCAGAACGCCGCUCUCCAGCAUCAGCAACAACAUCACGUAAGCGGCCUGGAAAAGACGCAAAGCGAUCUUCUGAAGGCAGUCAGUAAGGUACCAACAUAGGAUACCUUACUGAGCCGACUCUCUUUCUUUUAAGGAAGACACAAGAGACUGGAGCGGCCUGGAUGAAGACGCCGAAGCGAAGUAGUCGGUAAGGUGUUCGGCCACGUAGAAGAUCCUGAGUUCACUUCCUCUCAUCUUCGCACGCGACGAGACAGGUACGAAAAAAAAAACAUGGAAACUGAGGCGAGGGUCUCCGCAAUCUUCUUCGAGUCGGUGAGCCGAUGGUUGCGCGAGCAGAGGACUUGGCAGCUGCGAUCGUCGGUUUUGCAUCGAGAGGGAGAAGAUAGCGAGAUCUGGGAGGCCUGGAAGAUAUACAGAGCGGUCUUCUCUGGACGGAUAAGAAAGGUACGACGAAUGCCUUGCUGAAUCGGUUCUCUCUUUUGUUUUUUUAAGCAAAAAAAGGUAAAAAGUAAUGUAGCUCUUACGAUGUAGACAAAAAAAUCUCGAGGCAUAGAGAAUGAACGCACCCCACCCCAACUACGUACUUACUUGGUUGACCCCCGAAAGGCGACACGCGAACGUUCGCACGGGGGCUCAGCCUGUGACUGAUUCCUAGAACGUAUAAUGUAUAUUGUUAAUCGGGUGCUACACAAUGAGCCAUCGCGAUUAUCAAGCGAUGAACGCAUGAAUUGGCGCGAUACUGCCAUGGAGAGCCAAUAAUUACGUCGAGGCGGUGAGUAGACUAAUUAAACGGAUCGAAACUGAAAGAUUAAUGGUCGUAUAACCAACCGAAUAAUGAACGAUGACAUUACGAUUAAUUGAUCGAGCCUUGAGGGAAGAGAAGGUAGACGAAUCAAAUUGUACAAGCGAAUCGGCGUUCAGUUGCAAGACGAUGAAGAAAUCAGGGGAGCAAAUUAAGGAUUUAGCUAAUCUUCAAUUCAUCGCUUACAUCGUGAACGUGUGAAUUUUGAAGAUUUAGCUAUAUUCUCUCUGUUGUAACAUGCAUCGUCAUUUCGAAGGAAGAAAUCCAACGAGACUGUUCAAAAAAACAGAGUCGUUAUUUCCGACGCUGAAACGUUCCGCUUCCUUCGUACGAC
Linepithema humile (Argentine ant) is the source of this 3462-nucleotide messenger RNA. RefSeq names its product homeobox protein abdominal-A homolog. The record is from RefSeq and is a predicted model, not a curated record. Gene Ontology annotation, biological process: negative regulation of transcription by RNA polymerase II; anterior/posterior pattern specification. Gene Ontology annotation, molecular function: DNA-binding transcription factor activity, RNA polymerase II-specific; RNA polymerase II cis-regulatory region sequence-specific DNA binding. Lineage: Eukaryota; Metazoa; Arthropoda; Insecta; Hymenoptera; Formicidae. Gene Ontology annotation, cellular component: nucleus.